Messenger RNA from Tupaia belangeri chinensis (Chinese tree shrew), 945 nucleotides. Its product is annotated as olfactory receptor 1009. Gene Ontology annotation, biological process: G protein-coupled receptor signaling pathway. Gene Ontology annotation, cellular component: membrane. NCBI's taxonomy places the organism in Eukaryota, Metazoa, Chordata, Mammalia, Scandentia, Tupaiidae. The transcript has a single exon. The record is from RefSeq and is a predicted model, not a curated record. Gene Ontology annotation, molecular function: olfactory receptor activity; G protein-coupled receptor activity. Bases 1 to 945 code for a protein of 314 amino acids.
AUGGCUGAUGGAAACUACACAAGGAUCACAGAAUUCAUUUUCGUAGGCUUAAAGUAUGAUCCUCGGCUGCAGGUCUUCCUUUUCUUACUCUUCCUGCUUUUUUACCUCAUUACCAUGACAGGGAACGUGGGCAUGAUUAUUCUCAUCCAGCUGGACUCCCGCCUUCACACACCCAUGUACUAUUUUCUCAGCCACCUGUCUUUUGUGGAUGUCUGCUUUUCAUCGGUGGUGGGUCCCAAGAUGCUCAGUGACUUUUUUGCUGAAAGGAAAGCCAUUUCUUUCCUGGGAUGUGCCCUGCAGCAGUGGUUCUUUGGUUUCUUUGUGGCCAUUGAGUGCCUUCUCCUGGCGUCCAUGGCCUACGACCGCUACGUGGCCAUCUGUAACCCACUGUUGUAUUCAGUCGCCAUGUCCCAGAGGCUCUGCAUACAGCUGGUGGCUGCACCAUACGCGGUUGGUUUCCUAAACACCAUGACUCACACAACGGCUGCUUUUCGACUUCCCUUUUGUCGCUCCAACAUUAUCAAUCAUUUCUUCUGUGACAUGUCUCCCCUUCUUUCUCUCGUGUGUGCUGACACCCGGAUCAAUAAGUUGCUAGUUUUCAUUGUGGCUGGAGCUGUACUCGUUGUGAGCAGCCUGACCAUCGUCAUCUCUUAUUUUUACAUCCUAACUGCCAUCCUGAGGAUCCGCUCCGCUGACGGGCGGCGUAAAGCCUUUUCUACCUGCUCGUCGCACCUCACGGCUGUCUCCAUCUUGUAUGGGACUCUCUUCUUUAUCUAUGUGCGGCCAGGGGCAAUUUUUUCUCUGGACCUCAAUAAAGUGGUGUCCGUGUUCUACACAGCAGUGAUCCCCAUGUUGAAUCCUCUCAUCUACAGCUUGAGAAAUAAAGAAGUCAAAGCUGCUAUGGGUAGGAUAGUCACAAAGAUGAAGUUUUUCAUCAUAAAUUAA